CUGGUGAAAGAAGGAAUAGCCCCGCCGCCCUUUGCCUCCUUUUGUUGGGCUGCCGCUCCUUCCGAAUCAUGGCGCCAUCGCUGUGGAAAGGGCUUGUAGGUGUCGGCCUCUUUGCCCUAGCCCACGCUGCCUUUUCAGCUGCUCAGCAUCGUUCUUAUAUGCGACUAACAGAAAAGGAAGAUGAAUCACUACCAAUAGAUAUAGUUCUUCAGACACUUCUGGCCUUUGCAGUUACCUGUUAUGGCAUAGUUCAUAUCGCAGGAGAGUUCAAAGACAUGGAUGCCACUUCAGAAUUAAAGAAUAAGACAUUUGAUACCUUAAGGAAUCAUCCAUCUUUUUAUGUGUUUAAUCAUCGUGGCCGAGUGCUGUUCCGGCCUUCGGAUGCACCAAGUUCUUCAAACCUAGAUGCAUUGUCCUCUAACACGUCAUUGAAGUUACGAAAGCUUGACUCCCUGCGCCGUUAAGCUUUUUACAAAUUCAAUAAUAGGACAGACAGAGUUUUAGGAAUCCUGAAAAUACCAUGUAACACCUGCAUUUUGCAGCACAAGAGUCAAAUGGUCUUCAGUUCUUAUUAGACCAACUUCUUGAAGAAGACCAAAAUGGUGACUUUGCAGGUUUUUUUAGGUCCCAUAAAGAGUGAAUCUGCUUUUACAGAUACUUGCCAAUUUUUAUUUUAUCAAUGGUUUCUCUCCAGACCCCACUCCCAGAUUCCUUCUAACAUCAGCUGUCUUGUUUCAUCACUUCUGAGAUUCUGUGUGCAGUGAGCAAAUUUUGUGUCAGAAAUUCUGUCAUACGUAUUUAACAAGUCCAUCUUGCUGUAAAAUUACUCAUGUUGUUUUGUUGUAA
Messenger RNA from Microtus oregoni (creeping vole), 846 nucleotides. It is a transcript of the gene Mmgt1, whose product is annotated as membrane magnesium transporter 1. Bases 69 to 464 code for a protein of 131 amino acids. The transcript is spliced from 5 exons. The record is from RefSeq and is a predicted model, not a curated record. NCBI's taxonomy places the organism in Eukaryota, Metazoa, Chordata, Mammalia, Rodentia, Cricetidae. Gene Ontology annotation, cellular component: early endosome; Golgi apparatus; EMC complex.